GCAGCCAAAGUGGCAGUUCGCCGCUUGGACAGUUGGCUGGUGAGCGAGGAUGGCCGCGCUGAGAUGUCCGCAGCAGAGGCCGAGGCCUUCAACUCGGGAGAGCCCAUCUUGCACGUCCAUGACCAGGUGCGGCUGGAGGGCCUCGUGAAGAACAAAGGCACCAAUGGCGCGCAGGGGGUGUUGCAGGCCUACGGCGCGGACAGCCACCGCUGGAAGGUGGAGCUGCAUGAUGGACAGGUCUUUUGGAUCCGCCCCAAGUUGCUGAAGCCCUUGCAACUGCGCC
This is a messenger RNA of Effrenium voratum, 283 nucleotides long. Lineage: Eukaryota; Dinophyceae; Suessiales; Symbiodiniaceae. The record is from the annotation of a GenBank genome assembly.